AUGGAGCCAAGGGCGGCCCAACUGCGGAGGAGAGAAGGGCUAGGAGGAGAGCAGGAGGACCAGCCCUCCAGAGAAGGAAACAGUGAGACACAUAGAGGCCCAGAUUUGCUACAAUGGACCCGACAUAUGCAGGCUGUGAAGACGCAGUUGCUGGAGCAAGCACAAGGUCAGCUGACGGAGCUGCUGGAUCAGGCCAUGUGCGAGGCUAUUCAAGCCUACCCACCACAAAACAGACCAGUGUCCUCCAUCCCUCCAGAUUCCUUGCGCAAGACCCGGGAGCCAUCCCUGGGGAAACGGAAAGUUUUCAUCAACCGCAAGUCCCUGCUUGACGAGCUGACGGAGGUGCAGCAUUUCCGCACCAUCUACCACAUGUUUGUCGCCGGCCUGUGUGUCUUCAUCAUCAGCACCCUGGCCAUCGACUUCAUUGAUGAGGGCAGGCUGAUGCUGGAGUUUGACCUACUGAUCUUCAGCUUUGGACAGCUGCCCUUGGCGCUGGUAACGUGGGUCCCCAUGUUCCUGUCCACUCUGCUGGUGCCCUACCAGGCUCUGCGGCUGUGGGCGAGGCCCCAGUCCAGAGCGGCCUGGACGCUGCGGGUGGGCCUGGGCUGCAUGAUGCUGGCCGGUCACACAGCAGUGCUCAGCAUCCUUCCGGUCCAUGUAGCAGUGGAGUAUCAGCUCCCGCCAGCCUCCCGCUGUGUCCUAGUCUUUGAGCAGGUCAGGCUCCUGAUGAAAAGCUACUCCUUCCUGAGAGAGAUUGUGCCUGGGACACUUCGGGCCAGAGGAGGUGAGGGGAUCCGGGCCCCCAGUUUCUCCAGCUACCUCUAUUUCCUCUUCUGCCCCACACUCAUCUACAGGGAGACUUACCCCAGGACACCCAACGUCAGGUGGAAUUAUGUGGCCAAGAACUUUGCCCAGGCCCUGGGCUGCGUGCUCUAUGCCUGUUUCAUCCUGGGCCGCCUCUGUGUUCCUGUCUUUGCCAACAUGAGCAGGGAGCCCUUCAGCACCCGUGCCCUGGUGCUCUCCAUCAUGCACGCCACCUUGCCAGGCAUUUUCAUGCUGUUGCUGAUCUUCUUUGCCUUCCUUCACUGCUGGCUCAACGCCUUCGCAGAGAUGCUACGAUUUGGAGACAGAAUGUUCUAUCGGGACUGGUGGAACUCGACGUCCUUCUCCAACUACUACCGCACUUGGAACGUGGUGGUCCAUGACUGGCUGUACAGCUACGUAUAUCAGGAUGGGCUGUGGCUCCUUGGUGGCCGGGCCCGAGGGGCAGCCAUGCUGGGCGUGUUCCUGGUCUCUGCAGUGGUCCACGAGUACAUCAUCUGCUUCGUCCUGGGAUUCUUCUACCCUGUCAUGCUGUUGCUCUUCCUUGUCAUUGGAGGGCCACUGAACUUCAUGAUGCAUGACCGGCACACGGGACCAGCGUGGAACGUGCUCAUGUGGACCAUGCUCUUUCUGGGCCAGGGCAUCCACGUCAGCCUGUACUGCCAGGAGUGGUAUGCACGGCGCCACUGCCCCCUGCCCCAGACAUCCUUCUGGGGGCUGGUGACACCUCGAUCUUGGUCCUGCCAUACCUAG
This is a messenger RNA of Mesoplodon densirostris (Blainville's beaked whale), 1575 nucleotides long. It is a transcript of the gene SOAT2, whose product is annotated as sterol O-acyltransferase 2. NCBI's taxonomy places the organism in Eukaryota, Metazoa, Chordata, Mammalia, Artiodactyla, Ziphiidae. Gene Ontology annotation, biological process: cholesterol efflux; cholesterol homeostasis; cholesterol metabolic process. The transcript has 15 exons. Bases 1 to 1575 code for a protein of 524 amino acids. The record is from RefSeq and is a predicted model, not a curated record. Gene Ontology annotation, cellular component: endoplasmic reticulum membrane. Gene Ontology annotation, molecular function: cholesterol O-acyltransferase activity; fatty-acyl-CoA binding; cholesterol binding.